GAACCCAAAUUUUUUUAGUUAGAAUUAUGAACAAAUUAACUUUUGAUAAUUUUUUUCUAUCUGGUCAUAUUUGCAUUGAACUUUGCUUGCAGAAGUCCAAACAGGAAGUCAUUUCAAUUUCCCUGUUUUUUUAACCCUCUGAUCCCAAAUUCUCAAGGAAGCUAAUCUAAUGAUUAGGAAAUUUGAUUGGAAAAAUUCUAGAACUAGCUAUCUAGAUUUUGAAAAAUUGACCCCGUUGGCUCUACAGAAAAUGCUUCAAGAGUUUAUUCUUCAAUAAUUUAGAUUUUGCCCUUGCAAAAACAGUGCAGAUCUAGUGAAGACAAUUCAUAGGGAGUUAGAGGAUGUGUUCUUAUGUGUUCCUAUUCAAAAGUAAUUAUCUUUUUUCUGAAAAGUUCCCUAGACUGCAAUGCAUCCCUAGACAUGAAAAGUUCCCUAGACAUUUAGCCCCAAUCAAGCCUUUGCAGUUGAGGCUUUUCCGUGUGUCCUAAUCUUUGGCAGCAGAAUUUUGUGUUGAAACUAUGAUUUGACAAGCAGAACAAAAGAAACAAAUGCAAAAGUAUUUGACCAAUAAUUAGAUUUUGUACUGAGUGUUAAAUGAUGAAUACAUUUCCCCCAAAAUUUGGUCAGAUGCAGCAUCAAGAGCCCUCUUCAAGAUGCUUUUUUAAGAUCAUGUUUAAGCCACACAAUCAAUGUUAUUUUGUGACUAGUUGUGUGAUAGCCAUUGUAUUGAAAUGCUGUAAAGCUGUCUAGAACUUAAAUUUGUUAUACACUACCUAGAGCUUACAAUGCAUGCACAAUUUUAUAGCUUUGUGGAACAGUAUUUUUAUAGGUUUGCCAGAUUGCUGCUUUUUCUAUAGUGUUUGUUAUUGCUUGGUUUCUUAAAGGUUACUCUGUUGUCCAAUUCUUUUCUUGUUGUCUGCAUAUGACACUUUCUUGUGAUAUGUCUUUGCCAAUUGUUUUUAACCUCCAAUGAAUGUGACAAUAGAAAAUGAAUUUCAACUGAGAGCCGAAAAGCUGUUGUUGUCUUUUUAAUUCAAAACAAGCUAGAAUAAUUGAGCCCCAGUUAUCUAUUGUACUUUUUAUCAGUUAGAGCCUCCAAUAUCUCUAUGGAGUCUCCACACCCUUUAAUGGAGAGGAAAUGGUUUCAUAAGGAAGUAAAAGUGCUAUGAUUUGCAUAUUUUUUUGAGAUAACCAAUAUACUAUACAAGCUUAAGGUGGCUUUUCCUACAGACAGACCAAACAUCUACCUAUCUGGAAAAAUUUACGUUAUUCAAGUUCACAGUUUUAUUGGAAAUAAAAUGUUUUGUUCCUGCCAACGUGAUGCAACAUGUUGGUGAUGAUGAUGAUGAAUUGGAGGUAACAUGAAAGCGAGGCUUGGGCCUAAGUUUGUUAUUCUACGAGAGCGCAGCUAGAGUUCUAACAAUUCGUCGAAAAUGGGGAAGAACAGACCGAAAAUCGAUCAAAAUUUGUCCCAAGCAGAACUGAUGCUAAAGACAAUUUCAGAAAUAAUCAGUGAGCUGGUUGAUGCUCAUGAAAAAAAGAAAGACAUUAAUCUUAACCGGUUGAAAGGAAGUGUAUGCCGCAAAUAUGGUCUCUCUUCACAACCAAGAUUAGUUGACAUCAUAGCUGCAGUUCCAGCUGCUCAUAAAAAGACACUUAUUCCAAAGCUGAAAGCAAAGCCGAUUCGAACAGCAUCUGGGAUUGCUGUUGUUGCUGUUAUGUGUAAGCCACAUCGAUGCCCACACAUCAACAUGACUGGAAACAUUUGUGUAUACUGCCCUGGUGGACCAGAUUCAGAUUUUGAGUAUUCAACGCAAUCUUACACUGGAUACGAGCCAACCUCGAUGCGAGCCAUAAGAGCCAGGUAUAACCCGUUUUUACAAACAAGGCACCGUGUGGAGCAGUUACAAAAUCUUGGGCACAAUGUGGACAAGGUUGAGUUUAUUGUGAUGGGAGGCACUUUCAUGGCCCUCGAUGAUGAGUACAAGGAUUACUUCAUUCGAAAUUUACACGAUGCACUUUCUGGGCAUUCGUCAAACAGCGUUGACGAAGCAGUGAGGUACUCGGAGAAAAGCAAGACAAAAUGCAUCGGAAUAACAAUAGAGACACGUCCAGAUUAUUGCUUAAAAAGACAUUUGAACUCAAUGUUAUCAUACGGUUGCACUAGACUGGAAAUCGGGGUGCAAAGUGUGUAUGAAGACGUAGCAAGAGACACUAACAGAGGACAUACUGUUCGUGCUGUUUGUGAAUCGUUCCAGCUAUCUAAAGAUGCUGGGUUUAAAGUAAUUGCCCAUAUGAUGCCAGAUCUGCCAAAUGUAGGGCUAGAGAGAGACAUCCAGCAAUUUAUCGAAUUCUUCGAGAAUCCUGCUUUCCGUGCAGAUGGGCUAAAAAUAUACCCAACACUUGUAAUCAGAGGCACAGGGUUGUACGAACUUUGGAAGACUGGACGAUACCGGAGUUACCCCCCUGGCGUCUUGGUUGAUUUGGUUGCCAGGAUUUUGGCUUUAGUGCCACCAUGGACCAGAGUUUAUAGAGUGCAAAGAGAUAUUCCGAUGCCACUUGUAACUUCUGGGGUUGAGCACGGCAACUUAAGAGAGCUUGCGUUGGCAAGAAUGAAAGAUUUCGGCACUAAGUGUCGCGAUGUUCGAACGAGGGAAGUUGGCAUUCAGGAAAUUCACAACAAUAUUCGACCGUAUGAGAUUGAGUUGAUCAGACGUGACUAUACCGCUAAUAAUGGCUGGGAGACAUUUCUGUCUUACGAAGACCCAGAACAAGAUAUUCUUGUCGGUUUGUUGCGACUUCGAAAAUGCUCACCAGAAACAUUUCGCGCUGAAUUGAAAGGAAGGUGUUCGAUAGUUCGAGAGCUGCAUGUUUAUGGCAGUGUUGUGCCAGUAAGCACUCGUGACCCAUCAAAAUUCCAGCACCAGGGCUUCGGUACUUUGUUGAUGCAAGAAGCGGAAAGAAUAGCAAGAGAGGAACAUGGUUCAAAAAAGAUAGCAGUUAUAUCAGGUGUUGGUACAAGGGACUAUUACCGCAAGCUUGGUUACGAACUUGACGGACCGUAUAUGUCAAAGAGUCUCGUAGAGUAAAAGAAUACUUAUUUUGUCUCAACGUAAUACUCUGAAGAAAUAGUAUGUCGCCCCUUGUAGUAAUGAAUUUGCUAAGCAAACCGAAUGCCGUUGUCAGAUGAACUAUCACCCGGCGUAUCAGCACUUAUUUUAUGAUAAAUUUUAAUGAAAUGGUAUUUUAAAACAUAUUUUAUUCAUUGAUUUUGUGUUCCAAAAUGA
Rhopilema esculentum is the source of this 3287-nucleotide messenger RNA. RefSeq names its product elongator complex protein 3. Gene Ontology annotation, cellular component: elongator holoenzyme complex; nucleus; cytoplasm. Gene Ontology annotation, molecular function: acyltransferase activity, transferring groups other than amino-acyl groups; iron-sulfur cluster binding. Gene Ontology annotation, biological process: tRNA wobble base 5-methoxycarbonylmethyl-2-thiouridinylation. NCBI's taxonomy places the organism in Eukaryota, Metazoa, Cnidaria, Scyphozoa, Rhizostomeae, Rhizostomatidae. The record is from RefSeq and is a predicted model, not a curated record.